AUGGCAUCACUCAACAUCCAAGACAGCGACAUUCCUCUGCUGCAGGGGAAAACCGCUAUCAUCACCGGCGGAUCAUCAGGCAUCGGUCUCGCAGCUGUGCGCCUUCUGGCUCAGAAAGGAGCCACCGUGCACGUGCUCGACAUCAAUCGCCCAGCGAAGGAGAAAGAAGAGGGGGAGGGUGGCCUGGAUCCGCUGGAACGAAGCGUUCACUUUCACCGCUGUGAUAUGACGAGCUGGGAGCAGCUGCGCGGCGCUAUAGACAGUGUGGACGGCCCCAUCGACUACGUUUUCGCCAACGCCGGCGUAUCCGAGGAGGCGGAUUACUUUGCUGACCGUCUAGAUGCCGAUGGGUUGCUGGCGGAACCUGCGUAUCGGGUGCUGGACGUCAACGUGCGUAGUGUGUACAAUGUCGUCAAGCUGGCCUGGAGCCGCAUGCGAAGGGACAAGACGCCAGGGAGUAUCGUCAUCACCACAAGCGCCUCUGGGUAUGCUCCAGAGCAGUCUCUGCCCGUGUACUCGAGCGGAAAACUGGCGCUCGUCGGCCUCAUUCGUGCGCUCCGCUCGGUAAUCAUCCGUGACAACAUCACCAUCAAUGGUGUCGCGCCAGCAGCAACCAUCACAAAUCUCCUGCCGGCUCAUCUGGCGGCCCCGAUCCGCGCACAGGGCCUGCCAGUCAGUGAUGCGCAUUCUGUGGGCCGUGCUCUGGUGUAUUCGGCGGUGGCGAAGCAGACACGGCGGGUUCAGGCAUAUGGCCGAGAUCGCAAUGUCGACAACAGCAACAACGCCGACGACAACGUGCUGUCGGCGCGAAACAGGUGGAACGGGCGCGUGAUCUUGACCCUGGGCGAUACCUACACUGAGGUCGAGGAGCCUACAGCCGACUUGCGCCCGUUCUGGAUGGGCAGGGAGAACGACAGGCUCACACGCUUGCAGCAGGCCGCGACGGAUUUCCGUCCCGAGGAAGGAGAUAGAUAG
This is a messenger RNA of Cryphonectria parasitica EP155, 975 nucleotides long. Its product is annotated as NAD(P)-binding protein. The transcript is spliced from 2 exons. Gene Ontology annotation, molecular function: oxidoreductase activity. Lineage: Eukaryota; Fungi; Ascomycota; Sordariomycetes; Diaporthales; Cryphonectriaceae. The coding region runs from base 1 to 975 and encodes 324 amino acids. The record is from RefSeq and is a predicted model, not a curated record.